CUCUCUAGCAGCUGCUUUAUGGGCGGGGCCUGAAGUUUGAGGGGCCUCGGGGCCGUCGUCGGUCGCUGUAGCUCUGAAAAAGAGCUGGCGGAGGAAGGGCGGUUCUCGGGUCAGCCGCAGACGGCUCUCGGUCCGCCCCACGGUACUCGGGGGCGUUUGCCCCUCCCGACAGUUCUUGCCGCUGCUCACCGAGAAGCGGGAAGGCAAGGCAAGCGCGGCCCGGGUCAGCUUAAUCCCCUCGGGGGGGAUUCUGCCCGGGAGGAAGUCCCACGAGGCGCGAUGGGGUGGACUUCCCGGUAAAUUUGCAGAAGGGUAAAUGGGUUUGCAUGAUAUUUUCCAUGAACUAAGGCAGUUCCAUGUCUUGUUUGGACUGUUCCUGUAUUCUACGGACACGAGUUGAAUCCAUUAGAGUAGAAAAGCAAUCAGAAAGCAUCAGUAGUCAAGACUUGACAGAUGAACUUGCUGUAUGUUGGGGCCAAUCAACUCAAAGAGGAGAUGAACAGAUACUGUGGUCCUCUGAUGUAUCACACUAUGAUCUCCAGGUGGAGAUAGGAAAGGGAUGCAACAACUUAACUUCAAUCUACCUCGCCCGUCAUAUCCCUACAGGAACAUUGGUGGCUGUAAGAAUUACAGAUCUGGAAAGAUGUUCUGAAGAAUUCUUAAAAGCUUUACAGAAUGAGGUGAUAUUAUCCCACUCUUUCCGACAUCCAAACAUCUUGACUUUUUGGGCAGUGUUUACUGCUGGAAGUUGGCUUUGGGUUAUUUCUCCUUUCAUGGCAUACAAUUCAGCCAGUUGUCUCUUGAGGACUUAUUUCCCUGAAGGCAUGAGUGAAGCUUUAAUAGGGAAUAUCCUCUUUGGUGCAAUUAGCGGAUUGAACUAUAUGCAUCAGCAUGGUUAUAUUCACAGAAGUGUUAAAGCUAGCCACAUACUGAUUUCAGGGGAUGGUCUAGUUUAUCUGUCAGGCUUAAACCACCUCUAUAGUUUAGUCAGCAGCGGACAACAGUUAAAAGCUGUGUAUGACUUCCCCCAGUUCAGGACAUCUAUGCUUCCUUGGCUGAGUCCUGAACUUCUGAGGCAGGAUAUGCAUGGAUAUAAUGUGAAAUCUGACAUCUAUAGUGUGGGCAUUACAGCUUGUGAACUAGCUAAUGGGCAUGUACCUUUUCAGGAUAUGCCUCGCACACAGAUGCUGCUGCAAAAGCUUAAAGGUCCGACUUACUGUCCUUGGGCUAUAAAUACUUUUUCACGUGGUGAGUCUAGGAUAAAAAAUUCCCAGUCGGGAAUUGAUUCUGGAAUUGGAGAAAGCAUUACACGUACAAUGACAAGUGAGAGACUACAGACUCCACCUAAAACCUUCUCUCCUGCUUUCCAUAAUUUGAUAGAAUUGUGUUUGCAUCAGGACCCAGAACAAAGGCCAUCAGCCAGAGGUCUUCUGUCACAUGCUUUUUUCAAGCAGGUGAAAGAACAAACAAAGGGUUCAUUACUUUCACUCUUGCCUCCUGCCAUCCAGCAUGGUCAGUCACAAAUACCAACGGUGCAUUCAGCUGCCCUCUGGAAUAAAUCUGAAUGUAGGUUGCCAAAUGAGAAAGAGAUAUAUUGGGAAUUUUAGGAAUACUAAAACCAUACUUCUGACAUCUUUGGAAAAUAAUGUGAUUUACUUGCUGCUUUUGUUUAAAGUUUUUGUUUUGGUAUACUUGAAAAUGCUAAAUGCUUUACAGAUGAUGCUAUACAUAGAGAAAUUCUUUCAAAGUGGUACUAUGAGAAUUUAUUAACCUUUACUAAUUGAAUUUCAGAAAUAUCUGUACACUUCUGAACAUCUUUUCUUUGUUACAUCUGAACUGUAAUGGUAUCCAUUUGUAUAGUAAAACUUUGCUUGGAAUGGAAUGUGCUAUUAUAGUACUUACGUGCUAUGACUGCCUUUCCAGUAUUAAUCUGAAAUAUUGUGUCCAUUCUCUAUUAAUACACUGUUAAUCAUCUCCUUAUCAUCAAGUUUAUAUCAGAUAUAUAGACUUCUUUAAAAUAUAGUGUCUUUUCCUACUUGCAAAAAAUAUCAAUGUGCAAACCUCUGAGAGCGCUGGAAAUCUACUACAUGAACCUUCAGUGGUUGUUGAAGUAGCCAUCACUGUAACUUGAAAGAAACAGCUGUGAUUUUUUUAAUGGAACAUGUGCCUUUGCAAAAUCUAAUCAAGGAAAAAAUUAUUUGCCAAAUAGCUUGAAAUUACUUGACUAUAUACGUAAGAAUAUUACUUAAUUUUCAUAGCUUUAAUUGUGAUUUGCUGUUCAGGGAUUAUACAUUCUCAACCUUUGAAUAGGUAGCCAGAAUUUGAACCAAAAUUUGUAGGACUAAUAUAAAAGAGAUCUGUAUUAUUUAGGCAAAGCAUAAGAACUGUUGGCCAUAAAGCAUAAGUUCUGCUGAACUCCAUGAAUAUAAUGAUUACAACAAUACAUUGCUAUUAGCCCACUGCUGCCAACUAUAUGGUAGAAGGCAUUGAGCUGUAUUCAGUGGUGUCAUUCCUCUGAAAUACAAGCAUCUACCAAUGGAAAGUGAUUCAUGGUUCAUCUCUUCCACUCCAUAGCUCCAGGGGCAGUGGAAGAGCAAAGAGAAAUGGACUCAUACAUUUGAAAAAAAAGGUGACUUCUAACUCAGCAUCUUUGACCUUGCAGCUUUGCUUUUCUUUGAGAAGAGAAAGAUCAGUCCAAAUUAUAAACAGGAAAUAUAAAGGAUCAGAUUGACAGGAAAAAAGGCUGCUUUCUGUGAAUAGUACUGUGAAUAAUUGAAUAAAGUAAACCUAAAUUCUUGUUAUCUGUACAACAUAUGCUUGGAGAUGGUUUUAAUAUUUUAUUAACAAUUUUUCAUUAAUGAACAUUCUAUUUGCUCAUGUAAAAAUAGAACUUAGUUUUAAGUAUAUAACCGUAAUUAGCAUUGCAAGUGUCCUUUUAACUAGGAAACUACUGAAGAAAAAUUAUGUAUUGUCAACCUAAUUCUAACA
Python bivittatus (Burmese python) is the source of this 2988-nucleotide messenger RNA. It is a transcript of the gene STRADB, whose product is annotated as STE20 related adaptor beta. NCBI's taxonomy places the organism in Eukaryota, Metazoa, Chordata, Lepidosauria, Squamata, Pythonidae. Gene Ontology annotation, cellular component: serine/threonine protein kinase complex. Gene Ontology annotation, molecular function: protein kinase activity; ATP binding; protein serine/threonine kinase activator activity. Gene Ontology annotation, biological process: protein phosphorylation; activation of protein kinase activity; protein export from nucleus. The record is from RefSeq and is a predicted model, not a curated record.